AUGGCCCCAACAGCCCUAACGACCCAAGUUACUACCCUCCUCACACACUUCUCAGGAUGUCUCCAACUCUGCACCACAAUCCAAUCCACUCGCCGUCUAGGUUCCACUCACAGAGCCUUCGAUAAUCUCCAAACCGGCCUCACUCUCUCCUCCCAAUCAAUAUCCACAUCCUACUCGACCGCUCGCAAACUCCUCGGCUCCCGCAUGGAAGUCGGCGACGAGACGUCUCGCUCAGUAGUUCGCGAAGCCAUCCUCGACAUCGAAGACAUAAAAUCCCGACUCCAUGAGAUCGCUCGGGGUGAACGCGGAAACCCUGGGUUCAACGAACUCCUACGCCAGGUCGAGAGGAUUGAAGAUUCCGUGUCCUCGGCCGUGGCAUCUCUGGGUCGCCGCCUGCAAGCUGCUAAACCGGCGCUUGCGCCGAAGAGGAAAGACGAGAUUACCGUAUCGACGAAGGAGUUGGACAUGCUCGUUGCGCAUAUGAAGAAUUCGUGGUUGGAGAAGGUGGUUGCAGGACGCACGGUGUGGGUUAAUGCGUUGGAUGAGAAGAGGAUUGUAUUGGACUAUCCGGUUGGAGGGUUUGUCAAAGGUAAAGAGAGGAAGGUUGUUAGAACACCAACCUGGGAGCAGGAGGAGAUUGAGAGGGAGGAACGGGCGAGAAGGAAUAGACGGAGCAGGGAUGAUGUUUGGGAUGGUGGGAGAGGGUAUUGA
Glarea lozoyensis ATCC 20868 is the source of this 711-nucleotide messenger RNA. RefSeq lists its product as uncharacterized. The transcript has a single exon. The record is from RefSeq and is a predicted model, not a curated record. The coding region runs from base 1 to 711 and encodes 236 amino acids. Lineage: Eukaryota; Fungi; Ascomycota; Leotiomycetes; Helotiales; Helotiaceae.